This is a messenger RNA of Oncorhynchus mykiss (rainbow trout), 6909 nucleotides long. NCBI's taxonomy places the organism in Eukaryota, Metazoa, Chordata, Actinopteri, Salmoniformes, Salmonidae. The record is from RefSeq and is a predicted model, not a curated record.
AUCCAUUCCAUCAACACAGCCCUUACACAGGGACGGAGGAGGAGGACAGUUGCUGUGUGACAGUAGAAAAAGCAUGGAUGAUGUUAUCCUGAAGGGAUCACAUAGAUGCUGUCACUUGACUGGUUUGAAAUGGGUUUGAUCUUUUUUAAAAGAAAACAGUAUAUUUUUUAACCAAUCCAUUCACGUAACUAGAGACAGUUGAUGUUACUGUUUUGCAAAAAAAAAAAUGUCAACUUCAAGUAGUCUUUCAAAAAGAACAGCAGCCUGGUAAAAUCGAAAGAUAAAAGGAAAAUAAUUUCGGAGAUCGCCUAGUGUAAACUAAUCAUAAUGUAUCCAUGAGGACCAGAAGAUGCUCGAAUUUCUCUACCUCCCCGGUGCAUUUUCCGUGGUCGUGGACCCUCUUCAAGUGCCAUCCGCGGGGGUCGCUUCCCUUUUCGCCCCUCUUAUAUAAUCAAUGAAUAAGACGAAUGUUUCAAGCCAGGGUUAAUUUUUUUAUCGGAAGACAUCCACCACCAGCGUGAUACACUCGGGGCUGCACGGACAAUGUGCAGCAGAUAUUCUAUCAUAAACAAGACGUGUGUUUACGAUGAUGGGACCGCGGACACCGACAGAGCCAGACGCUACCAUGAGCCCGCUGCGUCGAUCCUCGAGAUCCCAUGGUGACAGGUCUGACUCCACGGAGACCCUCCAGAAGAACAACAGCAGCAACAGUGGAGUUAUUCUGGACAUCUCAGCCCUCAAGUUGGAGGUGGACUCUGAGGUCCCUCCUCUACCGCCCCGCUACCGCUUCAGGGACCUGCUGCUGGGGGACCAGUCCUUUCAGAAUGACGACAGGUAUCAGGAAGAGUACAGUAUGGACUCUACCAACGCCCAGGUUCAGGUGGAGUUCUAUGUGAAUGAAAACACCUUCAAGGAGAGGCUCAAGCUGUUCUUCAUCAAAAACCAAAGGUCAAGCCUGAGGAUCCGUCUGUUUAACUUCUCCUUGAAGCUGUUGACGUGUGCCCUAUAUGUCCUCAGAGUGUCUCUGGAUGAUCCCGAACAGGUCACUGGUGUAUGUGUGAACUGUCAGAACCGAACAAGCACCACAGCAGAAUCUACAGAAAGCACCGAAAUCAACUGGGAGUUGAUUUUCUGGGUGAACAGAAGGGUACCUGUGUGGGCGAUACAGGUGAUCGUGGCCUUAAUCAGUUUCCUGGAAGCCAUGCUCCUUACAUAUCUCAGCUACAAAGGGAACAUCUGGGAGCAGAUGUUCCAGAUCUCCUUCAUCCUGGAGAUGAUCAAUACCGUGCCGUUUAUAAUCACUAUCUUCUGGCCUCCAUUGAGAAACAUCUUCAUCCCAGUGUUUCUCAACUGCUGGUUAGCCAAGUGUGCCCUGGAGAAUAUGAUUAAUGAUCUCCAUCGUGCCAUUCAGAGGACCCACUCGGCCAUGUUCAACCAGGUUCUCAUCCUCAUCUGCACCCUACUCUGCCUGGUCUUCACUGGGGCAUGUGGUAUCCAGCAUCUUGAGAGAGCGUCCAAUCAGAACCUGACUCUGUUCAACUCUCUGUAUUUCUGCAUUGUCACCUUCUCUACCGUGGGCUAUGGUGACGUCACACCUCAUAUCUGGCCCUCUCAGCUGCUGGUGGUUAUUCUCAUCUGUGUGGCUCUCGUGGUCCUCCCGCUACAGUUUGAGGAGUUGGCCUAUCUGUGGAUGGAGCGUCAGAAGUCAGGAGGGAACUACAGCAGACACCGUGCCCAGACAGAGAAACACGCCGUCCUGUGUGUCAGCUCUCUGAAGAUAGACUUGCUCAUGGACUUCCUCAAUGAGUUCUACGCUCAUCCUAGAUUACAGGACUACUAUGUGGUGAUCCUGUGCCCUACGGAGAUGGACAUCCAGGUGCGCCGUGUCCUCCAGAUCCCCCUGUGGUCCCAGAGGGUCAUCUAUCUCCAGGGCUCAGCGCUCAAAGACACAGACCUCAUGAGGGCCAAGAUGGAUGAUGCAGAAGCCUGUUUUAUCCUGAGCAGUAGGAAUGAGGUGGACCGCACUGCGGCUGACCACCAGACCAUCCUCAGAGCCUGGGCUGUGAAGGACUUUGCCCCAAACUGCCCCCUGUAUGUCCAGAUACUCAAACCAGAGAACAAAUUCCACGUGAAGUUUGCUGAUCACGUAGUGUGUGAGGAGGAAUUCAAGUUCGCCAUGCUGGCCCUGAACUGUGUUUGUCCAGCCACAUCCACACUGGUCACACUCCUGGUGCACACUUCCAGAGGACAGGAAGGCCAGCUGUCUCCAGAACAGUGGCAGAGGACGUACGGACGGUGCUCGGGGAACGAGGUCUACCAUAUCCGCCUCUGUGACAGCAAGUUCUUUGGGGAGUAUGAUGGGAAGAGUUUCACAUAUGCCUCCUUCCACGCACACAAGAAGUAUGGUGUGUGUCUGAUCGGGGUGAAGAGGGAGGACAACAAGAGCAUCCUGCUGAACCCUGGUCCUCGCCACAUCAUGGCUGCCCCAGACACCUGCUACUACAUCAACAUCACCAAGGAGGAGAACAGCGCCUUCAUCUUUAAACAGGAGGAGAAGGACAACAAGGGCCUGCCGGUGGCCGGGCUGUACGAUGCCCCCUCCAGGCUGCCUGUACACAGCAUCAUCGCCAGUAUGGGGACGGUCGCCAUGGACCUCCAGAACCCGACGGACCCCCCAGAGGACAGCAGCAAACUGACCCUGCCCACAGAGAACGGGUCUGGAAGCAGACGGCCCAGCAUCGCCCCCGUCUUGGAGAUCGCUGACUCCUCCUCCAUCCUGCCCUGCGACCUGCUCAGUGACCAAUCAGAGGACGAGACCAACCAAUCAGACGAGGAGAGCUCGUCGGUGUCCGAUUUUGUGAAAGGAUAUCCUCCCAACUCGCCGUACAUUGGCAGCUCUCCAACCCUGUGCCAUCUCUUACCCCAGAAAGCCUCGUUCUGCUGCCUUCGUCUGGACAAGGGUUGCAGGCACAACAGUUUUGAGGAUGCCAAGGCCUAUGGUUUUAAGAACAAGCUGAUCAUAGUAUCUGCAGAGAUGGCAGGGAACGGCCUCUAUAACUUCAUCGUCCCUCUGCGGGCCUACUACCGCCCCAGGAAAGAGCUCAACCCUAUCGUCCUGCUAUUAGACUACCCGCCUGACAACCACUUCCUAGAAGCCAUCUGCUGUUUCCCAAUGGUCUACUUCAUGGCCGGAACUAUAGAUAACCUGGACAAUCUUCUGCAGUGUGGCAUCAUCUAUGCUGAUAACCUGGUGGUGGUGGACAAGGAGAGCACCAUGAGUGCUGAGGAGGACUAUAUGGCAGACGCCAAAACCAUAGUCAACGUACAGACCAUGUUCAGGCUGUUCCCCAGUCUUAGUAUCAUCACUGAGCUGACCCACCCCUCCAACAUGAGAUUUAUGCAGUUCAGAGCUAAGGACUGCUAUUCUCUGGCUCUCUCCAAACUAGAGAAGAUAGAGCGUGAUAAGGGUUCCAACCUGGCCUUCAUGUUCCGUCUGCCGUUCGCUGCAGGCAGAGUGUUCAGUAUCAGUAUGCUGGAUACGCUGCUCUACCAGUCAUUUGUGAAGGACUAUAUGAUUCCCAUAGCAAGACUUCUACUAGGCCUGGACACGACACCAGGGUCGGGUUACCUGUGUGCAAUGAAGGUGACAGAGGAGGACCUGUGGAUCAGGACGUACGGCAGGUUGUUCCAGAAGCUGUGUUCCUCCAGUGCUGAGAUUCCUAUAGGCAUCUACCGUACAGAGUCUCACAUGUUCCCCUCUUCUGAGUUAAAGGAUGGGUACCCACAGUCUCAAGUCUCCAUCAAUGUAGAGGACACUGGCGGUGAUGAUCAGAGGGACAACAGACGCGAGUCAUGGAAGGAGAAGACCAGAACACACCGGAUGUCCACCACCAGCGAAUCAGAACACCCGUUACUGAGGAAGAAGAGCCUCCAGUGGGCGCGGCGUCUGAGCCGUAAGAACACCAAACCUCCAAGCCGCACCGAGCGGUUCUCACAGCAGCGCCUCAACCUGUACCGGCGCUCAGAGAGACAGGAGCUGUCUGAGCUGGUUAAGAACCGCAUGAAGCACCUGGGACUGCCCACUGUCGGAUAUGAGGAUGUUGCUAAUCUUACCGCGAGCGAUGUCAUGAACCGAGUAAAUCUAGGAUAUUUACAAGAGUUACAGGGCAUUUCAGAGCAGCCGUUAGGAGAGGAGACCAGAACAGGGGCAAACACAGAUGAGAUGAACGACCACCAGAACACUCUUUCCUACGUUCUCAUCAACCCCCCUCCAGACACCAUGCUGGAGCUCAAUGACAUUGUGUACAUUAUCCGGUCUGACCCUCUGGCGGGCCCUAACGUGCCAGAGGAUCCAGCCCAAGGGCAGAGCAGCGGUGGCGGCCGGAUGAGGCAAGACUUUGGCACUGAGACCAGGGACGAGACCCACCUCUGAAACUCCCUCACCUCACCCUGAUUGCCAACCCCCGGCACAAUAUAUAUAUACACACACACACACACACACACACACACACACACACACACACACACACACACACACACACACACACACACACACACACACACACACACACACACAGAGCUGCUAUGGAAGGAUGCAUAAAGACUGCCUCAUCAUUAAUUAACUACUUCACCUCUUGGAGAGCAUCAGACAGGCCCUCUUGGAGAGCAUCAGACAGGCCCUCUUGGAGAGCAUCACAGGCCCUCUUGGAGAGCAUCAGACAGGCCCUCUUUGCAACAGAUAAAACAGAAAGAGUGCACCAGUCACUGGAGGGAGAGAGAGACGGACUGGAAGCACGCCCCCUUCCGGACAAGUAAGCACGCCCCCUUCAGGACAAGUAAGCAACCAGAAGAGAUGAUGAUGUCAGAGGUCCUGUGAUGCUCUUAAUAUUUAGAGGUUAGUUUGAUUUAGCUCGUUCACACGCUUGGUGGAUGGAGCUCGCACUUUAGGACCAAUGGAAAGGUGUCACAAGAGCAAACUCUGCCUUGUAUGGUAUGCUGGUGAGCUCGACCAAGCACACCUGGUGUGUGUGGGGGGACUGUGUAGUUAUCAGUUACGAUAGCAAGUCAUGUACGGAGUUUGGUACAGAAAUGGUUAUUCCUUAUCACAAUGUUAAGACAGUAUUCUUACAAAUCAAUCAUGAUAGUACAUAAGCACUUUUUAAAUGACAUUGAUUUUCGUUUUUUUAUUUCCUAUUUUCAAUGUAGAAAACAUUGUAUCUUAUAUAGGGACCCUUUUACUGCUCAUGCUGGAUGUUUCCCCAUUUUGUUUUAUAACAUGACAUUUCUUAUUAGAAGUCUAGAAUAGUAAAGGAAUUGAAGAACCUAUAUAAAUUCUUCCAUGCCACUACAAUAUGUCGCUCUAUUUGUGCCAUAUGGUAUCUGGAUAUUUAUUUUAUAUCUGUCAGUGUUCUACUUAAGCUAAUGUACAACCAUUCCUUAUUUCUGGCAGGAUUUUAUGAAUCAUUGUACAUUACAGUACAAUGAUCCUGAUUUUCAAAGCGGUUUACCGUGGAAAACCGAUGUUGUUUUGCACAAUAAAAGACAGGCACAGGAAAAGUGAACGUUCACUACAAAAUGAAAGUUUGUUAUAUGUUUUCAGAUGUCAAAAGUAAUCCAAUGUAAAGAUGAGUUGGAGUUAACUAUCACUUGAAGUCUGUUAGUAUGGCCAGUACAUGGGCUUGGAGUACAGUGUUGCAAGCUGGAUUCCAAUAUGUCCUUUCACUUAUACAGGAAUCACUUGUACAGUAAAUGUAGUAUUGUGUGUGCUUUAGAUAUUGAAUCAUUAUUUAAGGGUUAGGAGAUGUAUUUAUGUUUUAUUAUUUUUUUUUCGAUACUGUUGGACUAAUAUGUGUGGUUUUAUCAUUGUAAAUAGUCUAACACUUUUAAUCUUCAUUGUUUCGUUACCAAAAAAAUCUGGGUCAUUUUUACAGAAAUUAUAACAAGGUCUUGAAAUACUUUUGCACUAAGCUCUGUGGUCGUUAAGAGCAUUAUAGCAUGACCCUUUAACCCGAAACUAUACAAUAAAACAGACUACAAAAUUCACAGCACAGUAUGAGUCAUACAUUCAGAGAGAGGUGUUAUAAACACAAUAUCAACUUAGUUAAGUUUGCAAAGUUUAAGGUUCAUUGUCAUUGUAAAUGACACAAUAUACUUUGUCCAUUUAGAUGGAAUUUUUGGGGGUGAAGCCAGCAUACAAAUAAACACAAAAAGAGUACACCAUAAUACAUGCAUUUCCUGACUGCAUGAAUACGAUUAGGUUGUUGAGAAAGUUUGUUAUGAUGGAGGAAAGGCAAUUGAUACUUUGAUAUCAGGACUGAAGUUGUUUAAUAUAUAUUUCUUGCUGUGUUUGAGAUGUAUUCCCACGUUGUCCAUUGAUUUACUGUAAGUGUAGAUAGAAUAUGUUUGAUUCUAGCCAGGCCCCCACAGAAAGGCAGUUUACAGAUCUGGAGGACUAAAGAAGAGUACAGUUGAUCACCAUGGAAACAAUGAGCGUGUACAAUCCCAUCAGUCACCAUAUAAUUAGAAUCCAUAGAAAAUCUGUUUGUGGUUUUUGAAGUUUAUACUGUAGUUUAGAAAGGGGCAUGCAAACACAAAAAGCAUGUUUUUAAAUAAAGCUUGCCAAACCAGAUGUGUUUUCCUACAGCUAGAUUGCCGACCUGUGUGAAGUAUCACACCUAGAAAAUGAAUCUGAUGAUAAUAUUCCCCGCUUCUUUUUUGUAAGCAUAUCAUUUGAUAUCUUUAUAUGGAACCAUGCAUGUUCUCCAAAAACCUCUGUUCACUUUAUCAUGUUCUUGAUUCGUUGUGAAAAGGUCAAUUUUCUACUAUUUCUUAUUAUGAAGUCUGUGUACUUCUCUACCAUGAUGUAAAAUAUGAAACAAUAAAUGCUACAUGCAGCAGGGAACAUUGAAA